AUGGUCUCCCCCAAGAAUUAAGAAUAUCAAACAUUAACAUCAAUAUUUUACUUCCACUUUUACCAUUUUUCCUGAACUGAGAUUCAUUUUCUCUGGGAAUGUCAGAAUGGGGGCAACUACUUGUAUUAGUCUAAUUAAUUAGUAACACACACUUCAACUGCUCUAUGGAUGCAUUAGUCAAAUAUUAUAUAUCACUCUUUCCUGUCUUUAUACUCUUUGUUAUUUCACACUUCCUUUAGAUCCCUUGUCUCUCUAUACCCCAGUUAAUUGAGGCCCGAACCAAUAGUACCCAUUUUUGCAUUAACCAAAGAAGCCCUUCACCUCUUUGUGUUUGUCCUCUUGCCCACUUCAGAAUAUAUGACCUUGUGUCAUCUUCUUCCUCCUCCACUUCACUCCCAAUCUGGCCCCUCUUCAUUUCUUUGUCUUUGUUGGGUUGUUGAAAAGUUGCUUUCUUUCUCUUCUGGUUACAAUUUCCCAGAAAAGACUCCUGAUUUGAGGUGUGUUUGGGGUGUUUUGAUCGUUUGGGUACAAUGGAGGUUUGUUGUGAUCUUGAAGUGGAUGUUAAUGGUGAGGAGUCUUUCAUGGUGAACAAGCUAGCUAGUUCUCAUCCAACACUGGCUUUUGAUGACUAUUUCUGCAGAGAGUUAUUGCUUCCUAUUCGGGCAAGUUGAGCAAGUUACUUGGCAAAUCAAAAGGUUCCACAAGAAAUCUUAAAGUUGUCUUCCAUGACUUUCCAGGAAGGGCAGAGAGUUUUGAGCUCAUUUCAAGGUUCUGCUACAACAAUGGCAGCAUUGACAUAACUCCUUCCAAUAUUUCCCUCCUACAUUUUGCUGCCAUUUUCAUGGAAAUGAACAUUUCUGUUUCCGGAGCACGCAAUUUGUUUGAAAAAACCGAGAAAUCACUUGAAGAGAUGAGGUAUUGGACUUGGUCUGAGCUCUUGAUUGCUUUGAAGCAGUGCCAAGAUUUACUUCCGGCAACUAAUUGUUUGCCUCUACUUGAGAAAUGCUUGGAUUGCAUUGUGGGAAGACUGGCUUUGGCCAGUGAAGCAAGUCCAUGUCCUUCAACUUCAUCCCCAGAUAGCUCUGGCAUUCGGUUUUCGUGUGACACUAGAAGCACCGAGAGCUUGAAAACCAGCUCCUCUCGCUCAACAUGGUGGUUCGAGGAUCUUCUAGUUUUAGGUCCCAAUUUGGUUGAAAUGCUGGUGAAGUCCAUGGUUACUCGAAAGUUUGAUCAUGUUACUAUCAGUAGGUUCCUCUUUUAUUACCAGAAAUCGAAGUUCUACACUGUCGAAUCCGAUGCCAAGCGCACUAUUGCAGAAGCAGUCAUUGAUAUGCUUUACAUUCUUGAUCAGAGCUCUGUUUCUUGCAAAACUUUGUUUUGGAUUCUUCGUGUUGUUCAGAAUAUAAACAUAAACAAAAGCAGCAGGAAUAAGUUGGAGAGCAUGAUUGGCUCACAGUUGGAUCAAGCAUCAUUGGAUAACUUGCUUGUUCCUUCCCCACAUGGGAUCAAUCACUUGUAUGAUGUCAAUCUUGUUUUGAGGUUUUUGAACUCAUUUCUGCUCGGAGGAACAGCAAAAGCGUCUCCUAUGAGAUUGAGGAAAGUUGGAGUCUUGGUGGAUUUGUAUAUAGCAGAAGUAGCCCCAGAUCCUUGUUUAAGGCCUUCAAAGUUUCUGGCUUUAGCCAUGGUCCUGCCAGAUGCUGCUAGAGACUCCUAUGAUGAACUUUACCGUGCCAUCGAUAUGUAUCUAGAGGUACAUGGAGGAUUGUCCGAAGAGGAAAAGAUGAAACUCUGUUGUUUAUUUAACUAUGAGAAGCUCUCGGAAGAAGCUUGCAUACACCUUUCUCAGAAUGCAAAAUUCCCAUCAAAAUCAGCAGUCCAAGCUCUCAUUUCUCAGCAAGUCAAGCUUAAGAGCUUAGUUCAUGCCACUAACAAUCCCAAGUCCUAUGGUGACUCCCCUUUUAGUGUCGCUGAGGUAGAUAAUGAGGGAAGGAAUGAUCAUGAUUCCAAUGAACAACGCGUGCUUUAUGCUGGAAAACUUGAUCUCUCGGCUGACAACGAGAAACUGAGAGAACAUUUACAUGGUAUGCAGUGGAGGGUCAUGGAGUUGGAAAAAAUGUGCAAGAAAAUGCAAACCCAAAUGGCAAAGUUCACAAAAUCAAGAGUGUUAUCAAGCCACAGUCAUGCAAGAUCUUUGCCCAAACUUUGUUCAUGAUAGUUUUGCAUUUCAUUUAUUUUUAUUUUUAUGAAGUACCAUAUCUCAUAUAUGUAUAGCAAAAAGGAAUGGGUGGGGGUUUAUGACUUUUUGUGUUUCUAACAGUUUUCUUUCUUUUCUGCAUAACUAAAGGUGAACUCUUGGUUGUAUACAGUUACAGAAAGAGAACUGCUGUUGAUUCAUUUUGUUAUGACUAGUCCCUAUUGAUUUUUCUGUAGUGGUCUUGGUAGAACAUGGGAAUUCAAGGUUAAGUCAUUUUCCUCAAGUCACUCUCACAUUGGGGCAUUCUCUAAUGCAAUGCAAGCUGGAAAGCAGCUUGAUGUCAAAUUUGAGAGGGAAUGAAAAGCUGAGCAUAAUUCAUUA
Molecule: messenger RNA, 2575 nt
Organism: Rosa chinensis
Lineage: Eukaryota; Viridiplantae; Streptophyta; Magnoliopsida; Rosales; Rosaceae
Product: BTB/POZ domain-containing protein At3g22104
Exons: 3
Coding region: 842-2212 (456 amino acids)
Molecular function (GO): protein binding
Source: RefSeq, a predicted model, not a curated record